GGAGUCAAAUCGAGACAUCCUUAUCUCAGCUUACACAGUGCCCAACCUCCUGAAAUCAGCACCCAAUUUUCUUGGGUUCCACCAUCCUCGCUUUGUUUAAAAGCAAUCUGAAGAAAAACUCGAAAACUUUCCUACAAUUUUCAACCAAAAAAAGCCACUAUCUCGUUCGGUCUUUGAUGGCGGAAAUACUUUCUGCUUUGAGGUCUUUAAUGGCCUCUCACUCUCCUCCUCUCCAUGCCUUAAUCGUCCCUUCUGAAGAUUAUCAUCAAAGCGAAUAUGUUUCUGAUCGUGAUAAAAGGCGCGAAUUUGUUUCUGGAUUCACUGGAAGUGCAGGUUUGGCACUUAUUACAAAAGAUGAAGCAAGGCUAUGGACGGACGGCCGAUAUUUCUUGCAAGCGAUGCAGCAGCUUAGUGAUCAAUGGCAACUGAUGCGUAUCGGAGAAGAUCCUUCAGUUGAUUCCUGGAUAUCUGAUAAUUUGCCGAGAGAGGCAGCUAUUGGGGUCGAUCCUUGGUGUGUAUCAGUGGAUACGGCUCAAAGAUGGGAACGUGCUUUUGCGAAAAACCAGCAGAAAUUAAUUCAAACCUCAAGCAAUUUGGUUGAUGAGGUGUGGAAAAACCAGCCACCCGCUGAAACUAACCCAGUUAUCGUUCAUCCCUUGGAAUUUGCUGGUCGUUCUGUUGCUGAAAAGUUGAAAGAUAUGAGAGAGAAGCUUGCUAUUGAAAGGGCUCGUGGAAUUAUUAUCACAGCUUUAGAUGAGGUGGCUUGGUUAUAUAAUAUCCGUGGGAGUGAUGUCUCUUACUGUCCAGUCGUUCAUGCAUUUGCUAUUGUAACAUUGAACUCGGCUUUCCUUUAUGUGGACAAGAGGAAGGUUUCAUCUAAGGUGAGCUCUUCCAUACAAGAGAAUGGAAUUGAAGUUCGGGAGUAUGGUGCUGUGAGCUCAGAUGUUGCGUUGUUAGCAUCUAAUCAGCUUGAUAAGGACACAGGAUUAAGUUCUGGUCGAAAUGAUGUUUGUGAAACUGGCACAUGUGAAGCAGAAGAAAACAAUAAUGAUCUUAUAUGGGUUGAUCCUGCUUCAUGCUGCUAUGCAUUAUUUUCGAAACUAGAUGCUAAGAAGAUGCUCCUGCAGCAGUCACCUUUGGCCCUUGCGAAAGCCUUAAAGAAUCCAGUUGAGUUGGAUGGAUUAAGGAAUGCACAUAUCCGGGAUGGUGCAGCUGUUGUGCAGUAUCUUGUCUGGUUGGAUAAACAGAUGCAAGAGAUUUAUGGGGCUUCUGGCUACUUCUUGGAGGGGAAGGGAGCAAGCAAAAAAAGAUCGUGCUCUGACUCUUGGUGUUUUUUCAUGCUAUUGAAUGAACCAAGCAGAGAGACUAUGAAACUGACUGAGGUGACUGCUAGUGAUAAGUUGGAGGGAUUUCGUGCAACAAAAGAGCACUUUAGAGGCCUAAGUUUCCCUACUAUUUCUUCGGUUGGUCCAAAUGCGGCCGUCAUUCAUUACUCUCCUCAGCCUGAAACAUGUGCUGAACUUGAUCCAGAUAGCAUUUAUCUAUUUGAUUCAGGAGCGCAGUAUCUAGAUGGAACAACUGAUAUAACUCGGACAGUUCAUUUUGGAAAGCCUUCAGAACAUGAGAAGGCUUGCUAUACCUCAGUUCUUAAGGGCCAUAUUGCUCUGGGAAAUGCUCGCUUUCCUAAUGGAACAAAUGGUCAUGCACUUGAUAUUCUAGCUCGAAUUCCUUUGUGGAGGUAUGGUCUUGAUUAUCGACAUGGUACUGGUCAUGGAAUUGGAUCUUACCUAAAUGUUCAUGAAGGGCCACAUCUAAUUAGCUUCAGACCACAGGCUCGUAAUGUGCCACUUCAAGCUUCUAUGACAGUAACAGAUGAACCUGGAUAUUAUGCAGAUGGGAACUUUGGGAUAAGAUUAGAGAAUGUACUCGUAAUCAAGGAGGCUGAUACUGAAUUCAAUUUUGGUGAUAAGGGAUACUUAUCAUUUGAGCAUAUCACUUGGGCACCAUAUCAGAUAAAGUUGAUUGACUUGAACCUCUUAACACCUGAGGAGAUUGAAUGGUUAAAUACCUACCAUUCAAAAUGCAGGGAAAUUCUUGCACCAUCAAUGGAUAAAAACGAGCUGGAUUGGCUGGAAAAAGCCACUGAACCUGUAAGUGCAUGAUAUGUCUAUAUUUCAGGAAGCCAAGGGACCUUUCUCUUCUUUUAUCUAUAUGAGAACCAAUUAUGAGACUUGUUUUCUAAAUGAUCUGAACUUGGUAGCUAAUUUAUAUAUCAUAUUUAUGGAAUAAUAGUGAUUUUCUGCAUCAA
Gossypium raimondii (Peruvian cotton) is the source of this 2308-nucleotide messenger RNA. Its product is annotated as aminopeptidase P1. Gene Ontology annotation, molecular function: metalloaminopeptidase activity. The record is from RefSeq and is a predicted model, not a curated record. Lineage: Eukaryota; Viridiplantae; Streptophyta; Magnoliopsida; Malvales; Malvaceae. Bases 177 to 2162 code for a protein of 661 amino acids. The transcript has 16 exons.